Molecule: messenger RNA, 249 nt
Organism: Mycosarcoma maydis (corn smut)
Lineage: Eukaryota; Fungi; Basidiomycota; Ustilaginomycetes; Ustilaginales
Exons: 3
Coding region: 1-249 (82 amino acids)
Biological process (GO): vacuole fusion, non-autophagic
Molecular function (GO): endopeptidase inhibitor activity
Source: RefSeq, a predicted model, not a curated record
AUGGGACAAGACAAGCCUUACAUGGUCAUCUUCAAGGAUGGCACUCCCCAGUCUGCCAUCGAUGAGCACAAGACCAAGGUGCAGCAGGCAGGCGGUACUAUCAAGCAGACCUUCGACUCGAGCAUCAUGAAGGGUUUUGCUGCUACUCUUCCCGAGAGCUUCGCUCAGGAGCUGACGAGCGCUAGUGUUGGCGGCAAGCAUGAGCACAUCGAAUACGUUGAGCCUGACAGCGAAGUCAAGACCAUGUAA